UUUUGAUGAAUAAUAUCUGCGCGGGGCAGGGGCCGUGGCGCAGGCGGGGGCCGAGGCCGAGGGGCGCGGGCGGGCUGGGGCAGCCGGGGGGCGGCUCUCCCUCGGCGGCGGCAGCAGCUGAGACGCGGGCGGCGGGGAGCGGGCCGGAGGUGGCGGCGGCGGGGCCGGCUGCCGGCGGGCGAGGCGCGGUGCGGCGCGGCGCGGCCGCUCCGGAGAUGCCCUUGUGAGGCGCCCCGGGGGGCAGAGGCGGCAGGAGAGCGCUUCCUCGGAGCUGCCCCUCGGCGGGGCGGAGGAAAGCGCCCUCCCUCCGUUCACCAUUAAGAGGAAGGCGAUGGAGGAGCUGAGCGCGGAUGAGCUUUGUGAGCUAUGAACACUUCCUUUGGAUUCAACAAUAGGGAAGAUGGAUAUGGGGACGUGUAGCUGACAUGUUCUCAGAUUCGUCGAAGGCGCCUUGCUCGGUUGGCGGGUGGACCAUCUUCCCAGCCUACUACGCCCCUUACAUCACCCCAGAGAGAGACCCCACCUGGACCACCGGUAGUAGCACCAGCCCCGGGGCCAUCCCAUAGUCUAGGCCUAAAUGUCCAUAGCAUGACCCCAGCUACCUCUCCAAUUGGUGCAUCAGGAGUAGCCCACCGAAGCCAGAGCAGCGAAGGAGUGAGUUCACUCAGCAGUUCUCCAUCUAACAGCCUUGAAACACAAUCUCAGUCUCUCUCUCGGUCUCAAAGCAUGGAUAUCGAUAGUGUCUCCUGUGAGAAAAGUAUGUCCCAGGUAGAUGUGGAUUCAGGAAUUGAAAACAUGGAGGUCGAUGAGAAUGAUCGCAGAGAGAAAAGGAGUCUGACGGAUAAGGAACCUCUGUCUGGGUCUGAAGUAUCUGAGGAGCAAGCUUUACAGCUGGUCUGUAAGAUCUUCAGAGUCUCUUGGAAGGACCGAGACAGAGAUGUUAUCUUCCUGAAUUCACUUUCUGCCCAGUUUAAGCAGAACCCAAAGGAAGUGUUUUCAGAUUUUAAGGACUUGAUCGGGCAGAUUUUGAUGGAAGUGCUGAUGAUGUCCACCCAGUCAAGGGAUGAAAACCCAUUUGCUAGCCUGACAGCUACAUCGCAACCAAUUGCUGCAGCUGCCCGGUCUCCGGACAGAAGUCUGAUUUUAAACAUGGGCUCUAACCCAGGAAGCAGCCCUAUGUUCUGUAAUGUGGGCUCCUUUGGUUCCAGUUCGUUAUCCAGUCUCUAUGGGACUAGUCCAGCUCCUACUACCAAUGUCACAAGCUAUGUACCAAUGACUGGUUCAUCUCUUACCCCACCAGCCAGUUCAGUCGCCACUACAUCUGUGCCUUGCAUUACUGUCAGCUCUCACCUCACAGCAACAAGCCCUUCUUGGACACAGCCUUCCUCCCCGAGGUACCGGCCAUACACUGUUGCCCAUUCUGGAGGCUUUUCAGCUUCUUCCAUCCCACGUUCUUUGAGUAUUUCCAUCCCAUCUAGCUCACCAAAUCCUCCAGCCAUGGCUACUAGCCCUCCAGCCAUGCCAGUCAUCACAUCCAGGCAGAGGCCCACAACAAUGGGUCCACCUUUGUUUACUGCUUCACCCACCUUGCGCAGGCGUUCUUCUUUACUGAACAGGAUUCCUUCUAGUAUAUACGACAACCCUUUCUCCCUCCUCCUUCUUGCCGUUUCUGAUGUAUCUGAGGACAGUAGUGAUGAAGAAAAUGAAGAUGAUGAUUUUUCUUGUGUCCAGUUUGGGUCCAGUAUGGGAGGCUCUGGCAGCUCAAGUGUUUCCGAUUCCUGCAGUGACCACUUCACCAUUGAAAAUUGUAAGGAGACAGAGAUGCUGAACUACCUCAUUGAGUGUUUUGACAGAGUUGGAAUAGAGGAGAGAAAAGCACCAAAGAUGUGUAGCCAGCCAACAGUUAGCCAGUUACUGAGCAACAUCCGAUCACAGUGCAUUUCACAUGCUGCUUUGGUGCUACAGGGAUCCUUAACACAACCAAGGUCAUUGCAGCAGCAGUCUUUGCUGGUACCAUAUAUGCUGUGUAGGAAUCUCCCGUUUGGCUUCAUCCAGGAAUUGGUGAGAACAACUUAUCAGGAUGAAGAGGUGUUCAAACAGAUCUUUAUUCCCAUCUUACAAGGCCUGGCUGUAGCUUCCAAAGAGUGCUCCCUUGAUAGUGACAAUUUUAAAUACCCCCUUAUGGCACUAUGUGAACUUUGUGAAAUCAAGUUUGGGAAAACACACCCUAUGUGCAGUUUGGUUGUCUCUUUGCCCUUGUGGUUGCCUAAAUCUUUAAGCACAGGAGCAGGAAGAGAGCUGCAAAGACUUUCCUAUCUUGGAGCCUUCUUCAGUCUCUCUGUCUUUGCUGAAGAUGAUAACAAAGUAGUUGAAAAGUACUUCUCAGGGCCUGCAAUUACUCUUGAAAACACCCGGGUUGUUAGCCAGUCUUUGCAACAUUACCUGGAAUUAGCAAGGCAAGAGCUAUUCAAGAUCCUACAUAGUAUUUUACUGAAUGGUGAAACUCGAGAAGCAGCUCUCAAUUACAUGGCAGCUAUUGUUAAUGCCAACAUGAAAAAGGCACAAAUGCAGACAGAUGAUCGUUUGGUAUCUACAGAUGGCUUUAUGCUCAACUUCUUAUGGGUACUACAGCAACUAAGUACGAAGAUAAAGCUGGAAACGGUUGAUCCCAUGUACAUAUUUCAUCCCAGGUGUCGUAUUGACCUCCCAACAGAUGAGACAAGAGUGAAAGCAACAAUGGAGGAUGUUACAGCCUGGAUUGCUGAACUUUACAGGGAUCCGUCUGCAUUUUCUGAGCCGAAAUUCCCAACAGAAUGUUUCUUCUUAACCCUGCAUGCCCAUCAUCUCUCAAUCCUGCCAAGCUGCCGUCGGUACAUACGUAGACUGCGGGCCAUCAGGGAACUCAAUAGGACUGUUGAAGAUUUGAAAAACAAUGAAAGCCAGUGGAAGGAUUCCCCUCUGGCUACCAGGCAUCGAGAAAUGCUGAAACGUUGCAAGACACAGCUUAAGAAACUGGUGAGGUGCAAGGCUUGUGCAGAUGCUGGUUUGCUGGAUGAAAACUUUCUCAGGAGAUGUCUGAAUUUCUAUGGCAUGGUGAUUCAGCUGAUGCUUCGCAUUCUUGACCCUGCCUAUCCCAACAUAAAAUUGCCUUUAACUCCUGAAGUUCCGAAAGUAUUUGCAGCAUUGCCAGAGUUUUACGUGGAAGAUGUUGCUGAAUUUUUAUUUUUUAUUGUACAAUAUGCUCCUCAGGUGCUUUAUGAGCCCUGUACUCAGGACAUAGUGAUGUUCCUUGUUGUGAUGCUGUGCAACCAGAACUACAUCCGAAAUCCUUAUUUAGUAGCCAAGCUGGUGGAAGUGAUGUUCAUGACAAAUCCAGCUGUUCAGCCCCGGACACAAAAAUUCUUUGAAAUGAUUGAGAAUCAUCCUCUCUCCACUAAAUUGUUAGUCCCCUCUUUGAUGAAGUUUUACACAGAUGUUGAACAUACUGGAGCCACGAGUGAAUUCUAUGACAAGUUUACAAUCCGCUACCACAUCAGCACCAUUUUCAAAAGCCUCUGGCAGAAUAUAGCUCACCAUGGUACCUUUAUGGAAGAGUUCAACUCUGGGAAGCAGUUUGUUCGCUACAUCAACAUGCUGAUAAAUGACACAACUUUCUUGCUGGACGAGAGUCUGGAGUCCCUAAAACGUAUCCAUGAAGUGCAAGAGGAGAUGAAGAAUAAAGAACAAUGGGACCUGCUGCCCAGGGAUCAGCAACAGGCUCGGCAAUCGCAGCUAGCUCAGGACGAGCGCGUGUCUCGUUCGUAUCUUGCCCUGGCAACAGAAACUGUUGAUAUGUUCCAUAUCCUUACCAAGCAGGUUCAAAAGCCUUUUCUCAGACCUGAACUUGGACCGCGAUUGGCCGCUAUGUUGAACUUUAACUUACAGCAGCUCUGUGGCCCCAAGUGCCGUGACCUGAAAGUUGAAAACCCUGAGAAAUACGGGUUUGAACCAAAGAAGCUGUUGGACCAACUGACUGACAUUUAUCUGCAGCUAGAUUGUGCUCGCUUUGCUAAAGCAAUUGCUGAUGAUCAGAGGUCCUACAGUAAAGAGCUCUUUGAGGAGGUGAUCUCAAAGAUGAGAAAGGCUGGCAUCAAGUCGACCAUAGCAAUAGAGAAAUUCAAACUGCUGGCAGAGAAAGUGGAGGAAAUUGUUGCCAAGAACGCCCGUGCAGAAAUUGAUUACAGUGAUGCUCCAGAUGAAUUCCGAGAUCCGCUUAUGGACACCCUGAUGACUGACCCUGUGAGGCUGCCAUCUGGAACUAUCAUGGACAGGUCAAUCAUCCUUAGGCACCUGUUGAACUCCUCCACUGAUCCGUUCAAUCGUCAGACGCUGACAGAAAAUAUGCUGGAGCCAGUGCCAGAACUCAAAGAGCAAAUCCAAGCCUGGAUGAGAGACAAGCAGAAUGCUGACCAUUAAAAAUUCCCUUGCAGUGCACGCCAACACCAAUGGGAAGAACAGGGCGUGGGCUGUUCUGGUAAUAGUGGAGCAGAUACACUUUGAAAGCUGUUGAUGGGAUUAGCACGCCCACUGGCACUGCCUUGCAGUAGUGACCAGAAGCAUGUGGACGAGGAGAGAAGUGGCUUAAUUCUUGUACAUAUAUUUAAGUGAUAAUGAUGGUCAAUAACAUGGAGGACAAGCUAGGAAGUUGCUUAUGUUACAAAACUGUCCUUCAACAUGUCACAUUUUGGAGUUUUUACAGCUGAAUUAUUUUGGCAAAGAUGAAUGGAUCAGGGCAGCAUCCCUUCAACCUUAUUUUUUACAGCCAGAUAUCCGUUAAUUUGAUUGUGGUUAGAACCUUGGACAUUUUGCUGCUAAAGUAACUUUUUCCCUCUCUUUUUCCUCUUCGACCCAACAAACCUGCACUGCUGUCGUCUUUUUUUUUUGUAAUGCAAAAAAAAGAAAUCCCUGUGAAAAUCAAAAUCAUUCCCCUGCCCUCAAACGAACAUAUUCUGUGCGAUAACUGUGCCUGCAACAAAGUGUUAAUCUUGGGAUCGUAUUUUUAUAUUACACAUAUUUGCAUAUUUGGUUUUUAAUUUGUGUUAGACACAAGGAUAAUGUCAAAAAAGCAGAGACUUCACAUGGAUUUUAAUUUCUGUUCUCUGAGAUGUCCCUUUUCUUUCUGUUGAUCUUACAUGCUCUGGUAUUUUUCAAAAGCCUUGAGAUAGAAAUAUGUUAACAGCUGCCAUGAAUGAGAUGCUUCGGAAUACCUGGAUUUCAGUGACUUUUAAAAAAAUUAAAUCCAUUCUUUUAAUGCUGCAGAUACAACAUAUGCUACAUGACAGUUCUGAGCCAUUAGAGCUCAGCUACAGAGAGCAGAUCCUUUUAUUCUUGGAGGCUGCAGUUUGGGGCAGGGGUCAUUUUUUUAUGUUGCGUACCAAUUUGUAUCCAUGGCUUGGCCUUACCAAAGCAGAAAGGGUGCAGGAAAUGUAGAAUUACAUUUUUAAAAAAAAAAUUUAAAAAAAAUAUUCACAAACAUUUUUGUAUUACUGCCCCCUGCAUAUGAUACUUGAAUUUCCUUUUUAAAAAGGAUUUGAAACCACAGUGUUUUAAAAUUAAGUCUGAAAAAAGGUUGGUUUUCUUUUGUUUUUUUUUCGCUGUGUCUUCUGUUCAAUUCCUGACUCUCUUGAACUACAAUAAAUGAUACACACUCGCACAAAA
Phalacrocorax carbo (great cormorant) is the source of this 5697-nucleotide messenger RNA. NCBI's taxonomy places the organism in Eukaryota, Metazoa, Chordata, Aves, Suliformes, Phalacrocoracidae. The record is from RefSeq and is a predicted model, not a curated record.